CGAGGAUGCAAUUGCAUUUCUUCCCGGAACGCCUAGGAAACGCACCCCGAGGUGCACGCCCCAGGUUAGGCGUUUGCUGGGGGGGCGGGGGAGCUCCGGGCGCACGCCGGGGGCGAGCCACGUGACCCGGGAAUGAGGUGGAGUUCGGCUUUAAGGGGGCGUCCCUGCUUAUCUCCAUCAAUCUUUAGGGUUUGAGCCGGAGACAUACCAGCGGCUCUGUCCUCCCCUCCGGGCUCGCUCCCGUGCAGAGCUAUCCUUCCCGCUCCCAUAAACAGAGGGGAAAAGACACAUCGCACACAGGAUUGUUCAGUUCAAAGGGACGAAGAAUUCAGAAUAAUUUUGAUAAGUGGAUGCCAAUAUGGGGAAUAAGAAUAAGCUGAACAUUUGAUCUGCUUUGAAGAAACAUACUGUCUAUUUGUCUAAAGGGAUUGAUAAUAACCGAACCAAUCAAAAUGAAUUCAACAAUAGUUUUCCAGGUUGAAAAUCAUUCAAUCAACUAUAAUUUUUCAAAGAAUAAUUCCACAGUUUUGGCUUUUGAAAUUGAUGAUUGCCAUCUGCCUUUGGCCAUGAUAUUUACAUUAGCUCUAGCUUAUGGAGCUGUGAUCAUUCUCGGGAUCACUGGAAACUUGGCCUUAAUUGUAAUCAUCUUGAGACAAAAAGAGAUGAGAAACGUUACCAACAUCCUGAUUGUGAACCUUUCCUUUUCAGACUUGCUUGUUGCCAUCAUGUGUCUCCCCUUCACUUUUGUCUACACAAUAAUGGACCAUUGGGUUUUUGGUGAGGCGAUGUGCAAGUUGAAUCCUUUUGUGCAAUGUGUUUCAAUCACUGUGUCCAUUUUCUCUUUGGUUCUCAUUGCCGUGGAACGACAUCAGCUGAUAAUCAACCCACGAGGGUGGAGACCAAAUAAUAGGCAUGCUUACAUAGCUAUUGCUGUCAUUUGGCUUCUUGCUAUGGCUUCUUCUUUACCUUUCCUGAUCUAUCAAGUUUUGACGGAUGAACCUCUCCAGAAUUUUACCCUUGAUGGCUACAAGGAUAAAUACGUAUGCUAUGAUAAAUUUCCAUCGGAAUUUCAUAGGUUGUCUUAUACCACUCUCCUCUUGGUGCUGCAGUAUUUUGGCCCACUCUGUUUUAUAUUUAUCUGCUACUUCAAGAUAUAUAUACGGUUAAAAAGGAGAAACAACAUGAUGGACAGGAUGAGAGACAACAAGUGCAGGUCCAAUGAAACCAAAAGAAUCAACAUCAUGCUUCUGUCCAUUGUAGUAGCAUUUGCAGUCUGCUGGCUUCCUCUGACCAUCUUUAACAUUGUGUUUGAUUGGCACCAUCAGGUUAUUGCUGUGUGCAACCAUAAUCUCUUCUUCCUGCUCUGCCACCUCACUGCAAUGAUAUCCACCUGUGUCAACCCCAUAUUUUAUGGAUUCCUGAACAAAAAUUUCCAGAGGGACUUGCAGUUCUUCUUUAACUUUUGUGAUUUCCGGUCUCGGGAUGAUGACUAUGAGACAAUAGCCAUGUCUACCAUGCACACAGAUGUUUCCAAGACUUCUUUAAAGCAAGCAAGCCCAGUCGAAUUUAAAAAAAUCAACAACAAUGAUAAUGAUCUGAAACUUCUGUAGCCUAGGGUCCCAGCUAACAUCUGUUUGGGAACAAGCACAACCGGCAACAUAUUUUAUUGCCCAUUCAACCAAGGAAUGGGGUUGAACUCAUUGAGGAAAGGCCAAGAUCUCCCUGUCUUGAUUUUCACUGCUUUUCUUGUAGUUGUCACAAUUACAUUUGGA
Molecule: messenger RNA, 1772 nt
Organism: Pipistrellus kuhlii (Kuhl's pipistrelle)
Lineage: Eukaryota; Metazoa; Chordata; Mammalia; Chiroptera; Vespertilionidae
Gene: NPY1R
Product: neuropeptide Y receptor Y1
Exons: 3
Coding region: 453-1610 (385 amino acids)
Biological process (GO): G protein-coupled receptor signaling pathway
Cellular component (GO): plasma membrane; neuron projection
Molecular function (GO): neuropeptide binding; neuropeptide Y receptor activity
Source: RefSeq, a predicted model, not a curated record